AUGGAUGAAGGCAGUAUCGAGGAAGACGAAGACCAAGAGGUUGAGCAACCUACAAGACGACCACCAGCAUCAUCAUCAUCAUCAGCAUCAACAACAAAACAAACACCAAAAGAUGCAAACUUUAAACAUCUUACAAAGAAUGUUUAUUAUGGUGUAAACUAUCCUGCCAAUGUAGUCAAUAUAGAUAAAUGUUUAAAUACUUUGGGUGGUAUCAAUCAAAUAUCUUAUUGUCUUCAAUCAAAUGAACCAACAGAUCAUUUACAACUUAAUUUCAGACCAAACUAUCCCAAUAGUAGAUCGGCAUUUGGUGAUAAAGCUCCAUCUUGUAAUUUAUUGUUAAGAGUUAGAAAGACGAAACCAUUGGUUGUUAAACUAGAAACUCCUGCUCCACCUUCUUCUUCUUCUUCCUCUUCGACAACAGCAUCGAUAGUACCAAACAAAAAUGAACCACCAUUUCAAGCAGAUAUCAUUGCAAUUAUACCAACAUCUAUCGAUUUUAAUUUUAGAGCACAACCACAAAACAAAGUAAAUGUUGAUAUAGAAUAUACUAGUGGUAAUGAUCCAAACAAAGAAGAACGUCAAGAUGAAGAACUAAAUACAAUACCAUCAAUCUUUUCUCGUAUUGAUAAACCACAAAACUAUCAAUUCAAAAUUAAUCCUUUGGCUACAUUUGAUCCAGAUGUAUUGUAUACCCAAGUCAUCGUUGUCCAAACAAGACAAUUUACACUCAAAUCUAGCUUUGCAACUGCAUUUAGAACAAAAGUGGUUCAAUUCCCAGCUGGUAUCACACCUCAAGAACCGUUACAGAAAUUUGUGUCAAAGUCUCCAAACUCUACUUUACAAAGGACAUAUAAUGUACUCAAAGAAAUGUUUGAGGAAAGACCUAUAUGGUUGGUAGAACCACUUAAAGAUUAUCUUCAAAAGAGAGGAGGUUUCCUCAAAGAUAUUAGAGCAACACAACCCUAUCUUUCUUAUUCAUUUAAAAAAGGUCCUUGGAGAAAUUGUUAUAUUCGAUUUGGUUAUGAUCCAAGAAUUCGUAAUGAAUCAAGAAUUUAUCAAGUUGUAGAUUUUAGACUAGAAACACAAGAUGAAGAGGGAACUGGUAGAGCACCUGCUAAAAGAUUUACUGCACCUAGACGUAAACCUAACAGUGUUCCAUUCAAUACAUUUAGUCAAAAUGAAGAUAAUCAACCAAAAGAAAGUAGUAUUAAUAGUACUAUUGAUAAUAAUAAUAAUAAUAAUAAUAAUAAUAAUAAUAAUAAUAAUAAUAAUAAUAAUAAUAAUAAUAAUAAUAAUAAUAAUAAUAAUAAUAAUAAUAGUGAUUUAGAUAAUAGUCCAAAUGAUGAUAAUGAAAAUAAUAAUAAUAAUAAUCAUAGUCAUCAUGAACAACCAGAAUAUGUACCACCUUUAUAUGAUUAUACUUAUAGAGAAUGUCCUACCCGUUCAUCAAUCUUUUUCCAAAUUAUUGAUCUUGAAGAAGAAAAUGAUCAUCUUCAAAUUAAAAAAACUAUAAUGUCUGCACCCAUGCCAACACAAUGCGAUAAAACGAUGGGUUGGCUUUUCAAAAUGGAUUGGGAACGCCUCUAUCGUUUGAUCAAGGAUAAAUUUGGGCUUAAACUACCAUUAAAGUAUACACUCAAGGGCCAAGGACGUAAAAAGGGUUCUACUAAAAAGAAUGCUGCCAAAUCAAGAAAAAAUAACAACAAAAUGGACCAAGACGAAAAGAUGAGCGAAGAUGAAAACUAUAGUGGAGCCAACAACAUGCACGAUGACGAUGGAUACCUCUCAGAUGACGAUGAAAUGAUAGACGACGAAGAAAUACAAGAUGACCAAGAAGAUUCAUCUUUGGAGGAGGAAGAGGAGGAUCAAAUUGAAGGCGAAGGAGGAGAUGAUGAGCAUCUUGGACAAAAAGAUAUUCUUAGUCAGUUGAUUGCAGACCAAGUUGAUGAGGAUCAAAACAAAUUCGACGAUGGUGGAGUAUUUGAAUACUUUGAUGGUGAUGAUCUAGAACAAGAUGAUGACGAAGAAGAUUACACACAAAACGAUCCCAAUAAAAAUGUAACUCCAAAGAAUUAA
Molecule: messenger RNA, 2076 nt
Organism: Cavenderia fasciculata
Lineage: Eukaryota; Evosea; Eumycetozoa; Acytosteliales; Cavenderiaceae
Gene: gtf3c5
Product: transcription factor IIIC-epsilon subunit
Exons: 6
Coding region: 1-2076 (691 amino acids)
Biological process (GO): transcription initiation at RNA polymerase III promoter
Cellular component (GO): transcription factor TFIIIC complex
Source: RefSeq, a predicted model, not a curated record